Hordeum vulgare subsp. vulgare (domesticated barley) is the source of this 5176-nucleotide messenger RNA. RefSeq lists its product as uncharacterized. The record is from RefSeq and is a predicted model, not a curated record. The transcript is spliced from 2 exons. NCBI's taxonomy places the organism in Eukaryota, Viridiplantae, Streptophyta, Magnoliopsida, Poales, Poaceae. The coding region runs from base 81 to 995 and encodes 304 amino acids.
UAAAUACGGUUCCCGGCCGUCCUCUUUCCCCAAUCCUCGAACCGCACCGACGUCCCAAAUUAACCCUAGCCGGCGGCGUCAUGGAGGUGGGCGGCAACUCUCAGGCCGGCGGCGUCAUGGAGGUGGGCGGCAACUCUCAGGCCGGCGGCGUCAUGGAGGUGGGCGGCAACUCUCAGGCCGGCGACGCCAUGGAGGUGGGCGGCAACUCUCAGGCCGGCGGCCCCAUGGAGGUGGGCGGCAACUCUCAGGCCGGCGACGCCAUGGAGGUGGGCGGCAACUCUCAGGCCGGCGGCCCCAUGGAGGUGGGCGGCAACUCUCAGGCCGGCGACGCCAUGGAGGUGGGCGGCAACUCUCAGGCCGGCGGCCCCAUGGAGGUGGGCGGCAACUCUCAGGCCGGCGACGCCAUGGAGGUGGGCGGCAACUCUCAGGCCGGCGGCCCCAUGGAGGUGGGCGGCAACUCUCAGGCCGGCGACGCCAUGGAGGUGGGCGGCAACUCUCAGGCCGGCGGCCCCAUGGAGGUGGGCGGCAACUCUCAGGCCGGCGACGCCAUGGAGGUGGGCGGCAACUCUCAGGCCGGCGGCCCCAUGGAGGUGGGCGGCAACUCUCAGGCCCGCGGCGAGAGCACGUCCCAGAUCAGCGACGACGACGAGAUCGUCAUCUACUGCGCGUUCUCCGAGCCCGAGGCCGACUCCGACUCCGACGCGCCGCGCCCCAGGCCCGACUACAACAAGCCCAUCCAGUUCGUCCCCGCUCGCAUGGUGUUCCAGGAGCCGGACGGAGAGACGAAGUAUGUGCUGGAGCGGGCGGACGCCAUGGCCGAGCGCCGCCGCCAGCGUCAGGCGGCCGACGCGGCAGCCGGGAUCGUCAGGCGGCCCAAGAUCACCAUCCGCCGCGCCUUCGCCGGGGCUCCGCGCCUCAAGGGACCCCAGAUCCCACCUCUCCUCCGCCGGAUCAAGAAGCGCCUGGCAGUGCCAGAUCAACCCAGUACUCUCUGAAUUACUACUUUCAAAAGAUUAAUCGGGAUUCAGCUAGCUAGCUAAUACAGUACUGUUCUCAAAGACAGGCGUAGCUGUCGAUUCAGCCGUUUAUCAGCAGUUAACUUUGUUGUUGGAUAAAUAGCAGAACUCCAACUUGGAAUAUAAAUUGUGGAACUUGAUUUUGGUGCAAUACAAUUCAUAACUCCAACCUGGAAUAUAAAUUGUGGAACUUAAUUUUGGUACGAUUCAUAACUCUGAUUAAUUCAUCAUGUAAUCUAAACAAAAAGUGUUACUAGCGUGUUUUUGUGAUCUAGUAUAACAAUAUAUUAUAGCUGCUAAGCUACGGCCCCUCCCGUGCAAUCCCAGUGAUUUGAGUAGUUGGUCCUUCUGCCUGCCACGUGUUGGCAUCAUUUUUCUAAUUAUUAGCUUUUAUUUUACUGCCCCUGAUGAAUUACCGCUGAAGCCAACGAAGAGUCCAGACCUAUCCCGCUACCCACCUCUUUCUUUGGCCUGCUCCGUAUUUUUCUCGCAGGGGAUUAGAGAGAAGCAACGAGAGAGACGGAGAGAAAGGGAAUCGUGUCGAUCCUUCGCUGCCAGCACCGCCAGUCCGUCGCCGCUGGCUGUCACCCUAGCCCUCCCCGCCCCACCACGGAGCCACAUAUAUUUUCCCUAUCCUCUAUCUCUUCUCCGUACAUGAAUGGAUGACCAAGGCGGCGGCACACAACACAAUCAUGUCGGUGGCGACGCCGUCGCGGCGUCCUCUUCUGCUCUGCUGCUGCGUAAUGGCAGCGGCAGAUUCUCCUGGUGCGCGUGCGCAAUGGUUAAGUUGAUGGGGCUGUAGCGCCAGGGCGGAGAGAAACCGAUUUGGGGGUGUGGUUUGGGCCGAAGCCACGGGGCGCAGGAGCGAGUGCAGCCGGAGCUGUCCAUCGGCGGCGGCGGCGCGACCGCGGCCUUCCUGGGGAUUGGUGUGGGCACAUCUUUUCCUCCCUUCUUAUGUUGAUCUGAUCCAUUUUUUGCCCCUCCUCUCAGUUUGGCAGGCGGGUCGAGGCCUCUUGCAACGUCAGCCUACAGUGCCACCAUGGCCAUGGGCAGGAAGAGCGGGAUUGCAUUUGGAGUGCACACAUAGUCCAGAGCGGGGUGGCAUGGAUAACACGUUCUUCCUAUGCGGCUGACUACAGCAGCGGCAACAGAGGUCGUGUGUGAAUCAGUCAAUGAUGCCUUUUCCCCUAAAAAACAUUUGCGAUUGCUUCUACUAUCUCGAUACGAUUGGAUUUUUGGUCUCCUUUUAAUGCUUGAUGUUUGGAUACCUGAUACUCUUAUGUGAUAAUUUUAUAUAUGUGAGUAAUUUGAUUAUCAUCAUCAUGUAAUCCUCGGGAAAUAGACUGACAAUUUUCCCAUCUUCCUAUGAACUUCUGAAUCAUCCACAUAUUGUUGCUGCUAUGUUAAUAGUUUGGAUUAUACUACCUUUUUCUGUGUCAUGUGAUUUCCUUCAGAUUAGUUAUAUCAUAAAUUCAUAAUUGUCCAGAAGGUUACCAAUCUAUUAACAAAUGAUGCCUUGCUAUCAUUGGAACUGAGGAUAGUUCAAGGUUACGGUGAUAUCUUCUUAACUUACAUGGUUUAUGUGUUGAAUCUCAUCUAAGCAGUCAUGUAGCUUGCACAAAGUCAUGUAGCAACUGGUGUGCUUGGUCUAUUGGGCUCACUGGAAAUAUGAUUGCCGUUAUGAUCUCCUAUUUUAUGAUCUCCAGUCUCUUACAUAUCCUCUGGAUGCAGACAUAUUGUGUACCUGAAAGCCAUCUAUGAGCUAGGCUGAUUUUUGUGUACUCAUGGAUGAACUAAUGCAUAUCCUCUUGAUGCAAACACAUUUGAUGUAUCGAUGGAGGGAUCACGCUCUGGGUAGAGAAGCCAAUCAUAUCUUUGUUUGUCGGCGUUCUACUACAUGUUACAUGUGUUGACCGCUGACUAUAUGAUGCGGUUGAUGGUAAUCCACCAAUUCAGUUGGUAUGUCAGUGCUUAAAGCCGGUGGAACUCUUUAGAUUAGAAGUAAUUUUGGUAAAUCUAAAUUUAUAUGUUUUGAUACCUAUAAGAGUUUGGUUCAGAUGUUGCUUCAUGAUAUGUUGUUCUGUGCUCGAGGAACUGGAAUUUUACAAAAAAAACACCAGAAAGGAAACAGAGUACCGAUCCAUGAUAACAAUAAUUGUCUGAUGGUACCUCAUGUCAAUCUAUAUCAAUAUCCUUCUUAUGUUGUUAGCAUGGUCAUGUUGGCGACGGCAGAAACCUGUUGUGCUGACGGUCAAGGUGGAUAUUGUUCUACCAAAUGCAGCUGAAGUUAACAUUAUUAAUCCAUCCCUGUCGCAUGGCGAUGCUCACAGUCAACGUGUGUACUGUAUGCUUCUAAGAUUUUGGUCUUUUAUAUAUGGUUAUUUGAUUUAAUUCCUGCAAAUAGUUCUAGAUCUUCACCUUAUGAUUUUAAUGAUCUUGAGUCUAUUUUUCAAGUGGUCGCCAUGUGAUUUAAGAUAAAGCUACUGUUUUGAUAUAAACAUGUAUCGCUGCACCUACUCUGUUUCCUGUCCAUUGUCGUGUGUACACUUCCUCCAUACUUCCACUCAGAACCAGUAACGCAGAAGGUAAGCUUUAAUUUUGUCAAGUUUGGAAUCUUGCAAAUUAAUGCAUCAUGAUUUUAAUUCUUUAAGUAUUCUAGCAUAUAUAGAAUUAUGUUCUUGACUAUUUCCUAUUUGUUGUUUGUUAACCUGAACUUGGUCUCUUGGAGUCAUUAACUAGGAAAACUUUAGCUAGAUUCGAUAGAGUUUUGUUUUUCAUUUGAUAGUUCCAUUCCAGUUUGUUGAAGAUUGAUCAUCCAUGUAGUCAUGCUUUAUAAGUGUUUGGGGUUGGUCUGCUAGAUCAUGUGUGUUCAUCUGUUCACAAUAUAGGUUUAAUUACGGCAAAAGGCGGGAGAAGUUAGAUUAUUAUUUUUAGCAUUUUCUCAUGGUUCAAAUUUCUAUGUGGGCUAGAGAUGGGCAUAUUGUCCAACGCCAUGGUCGUGCACUUCAUGGCUUCAGUGCACUCAACCGCCCUGGCAGGCUCCAAUGUCGCGCCCUGUAACUAUACCUCUGGUGAAGCGUCAGGGAUCUGCCACCGAGUGUAUCUAUUCCUCAGUUUCUCAACAAUAUAGCAUAACGUUGAUUUGGCUAAUUUAAUUCACAUAUGGAGAUUGCUUUGAUUAUAUUGCACUCUUAGGUUUGUCUAUAAAUGGAUGUAUCUAAAUACAAAAACUUGACUAGAUACAUUCAUAUCUAGACAAAUCUAAGACAAAUUUUUUGGGACGGAGGGAGUACGUGAUACAGACUUGCCCAUGUGAGAUUGUGGUAGAUUUAUUAGAGUGGUACUUUCUCUGCCUUUACUCCACCAAGUGGCAGAAAAGUUUAUUCCAGUGAGCAAAAAAUGCAUAUCUAAUUUCAAAGAAGAUAGUGUAUCUGAGCUUAAUGCCUUUUGUAAGGAAGAUGAUUAAUAUUGUAGUGCCUCUUUAUUUCAAAUUGUACAAGGCAUAUACUGCAUUGUCCCAUUGUUAUAGAUCUGCUUACAAUAAUUUGUUCAGCUGGGGUCAUUUCUUCAACAAAAAAUUGCGCCCCCUGUUAUUUUUUGAAAAGGAGGAAACGCGCCCCCUGUUUAAUGGCAGAAAUUUGGAAUGUAUAACAUUUCCUUUUCAGAAUGGCAGUACUACCAUGCUUUAUACCAAAUAUAUUUGUUAAUUACAUCAUUGUUUUAUUCAGCUGCGUUCUUGGCCUCAGCUUCUUGAACAACCUAUAAUUGACGGGAGCAUGUGAAAAGUUGUGGAUUUUUUUCUUCAGUCUCUGCAAUUAGCCCUUGGUGAUGACGACUGACAAAGAUGUAUUCAAGGCAAGCUAUGGCUGACUAUGAGCACGAGCGACACCAGGGGAGCUAGACGGACAGUUAUGUCGCAUGAAAGCAAAAGGCCAUCUAGAUUUCUUCAACAAUCAUGCCACAAGGCCACCAUGGAUACAUAAUGCAAACCACUACUUUUUCUACCUUUUCUAAAAAAAGUCACAACUACGUCUGACUUACUAUACAUAGUACUUCCAUGCUCUAGAACUCAUAACAGCAAGAAGAUAAGCUACACUUUGUUUGAGAAAAUAUCUUACUUUAUUGAUCAAGGUUAAUUUAUAGUAAGUGCCUCAUGGAUA